AUGGCAGUCGGGUUCCGUCGGACGCUCACCACGCUGGCGUCGCCCAAGUCGGUGGCGCCGUCGUUCCUCCUCGACUGCGCGCGGCCCAAGAAGCUGUCGUACGCGCGGGUGCGGUCCACCAGCCUCCCCGUGCGCCUCCACCCGCUGGCGGCGGCGCUGCACGACUCGGCGCGCGCGCUUCUGGCGUGGGCCGACGCGCCCGCGCAGACGGGGCCCGCGUGGGUCGCCGACGGCGCCGGCCGAGCCGGGCGCGUCCUGGCGGGGCUCGCGGACCUGCUCCACCACCCGCAGGCCCGGGACGCGCUCCUGCGGCACCCCUGGACGGAGCAGCUCCUCGACGACCUCCUUCUCCUCGCCGACCUCCACGGCUGCUUCCGCGAGUCGCUCGUCGCGCUCAAGCAGCUCCUCGCCGAGACGCACGCCGCGCUGCGCAGGCGCGACGGGGCCCGACUCGCGGCGGCGCUACGGGCGCAGCGGCGGUCGGCGCGGGAGGUGUCCCGCCUGGCGUCCUCCGCGCGGGACCUCUCCCACCGCGCGGCGCCCGACGACGAGUCCGACGAGGCCACGCUCGCGGACGCCUUCGCGGCCGCCACGGCCGCCGUGUCCGCCGCCUCGUCAGCGGUCUUCGCCGGCGUGUCCACGGCCUCCGCCGAGUCCGCCGCCAGCGCCGCGCCGUCCCCGAGGACCCCGACGUCCUACUACCCUGGCAUGCAUGACCGCCAGCCCGAUGACUCGUGCAACGAGGAGGAGGAGGAGCGGAAGGCGGCCAUGGGCAGGGUGCGCGGGCUCGAGCAGUGUGUCGACGCCGCCGAGUCCGGUUGCGAGGAGGUGUACCGCGCGCUCGUGAACGCCAGAGUCUCCCUGCUCAACCUGCUCACGCCCACAUUCUGA
Messenger RNA from Setaria italica (foxtail millet), 891 nucleotides. RefSeq lists its product as uncharacterized. The transcript is spliced from 2 exons. The coding region runs from base 1 to 891 and encodes 296 amino acids. The record is from RefSeq and is a predicted model, not a curated record. Lineage: Eukaryota; Viridiplantae; Streptophyta; Magnoliopsida; Poales; Poaceae. Gene Ontology annotation, biological process: shoot system development; root development.